Molecule: messenger RNA, 1303 nt
Organism: Armigeres subalbatus
Lineage: Eukaryota; Metazoa; Arthropoda; Insecta; Diptera; Culicidae
Gene: Polr2M
Exons: 2
Coding region: 112-1206 (364 amino acids)
Biological process (GO): transcription elongation by RNA polymerase II
Cellular component (GO): nucleus
Molecular function (GO): transcription elongation factor activity
Source: RefSeq, a predicted model, not a curated record
UUUAUUAUUAUGUUUAUUAUUUAUAAGGUGAUCAAACUACAAUCGUUUUGUUGCCCAUUUUUUUUACAAUCCCAUUUUUAUAACGUAUUUGUUUGAAUAAAACAAUUGUUUAUGAUGUACAAGCAUCCCAUACUUACGAAAGUUCCAGGGGAUACUUCACGCGGUAGUGCAAAAGAAAAGCAAGGCUACAUUCACGAUAUCACAAAGCUUAGCAAAACCGAGCUGUUGGACCUAAAAGAGCGCCAGGAACUGCUGCUGAAAAACAAAGCAAGGAUAUCAAAACUUCCAGACAAAGGCGCUAGAAUUGAAAAAUUUUACAAGUUGAUCCUGCAGCAGCUGGACAGCCAUGAAAAUAUCGAGCGUGCUGCGGAGAUGUUCUCGGAGCUCAACAUAGCUGCCGUUGGGAAAUCAUCCAUGGCAAAGAUGGAAUGGAAUGGGAAGUAUAACGCCCGUCAUGGCGCCACCGAAGAUAUUGUUGAUAGUGACGAUGAAUUCGAUGACCAAAAUGUAGAUCCGUUGAAGGUUUUAGCCCAAAGCACUCAUCACCAAAAACGAAUCAUUGUUACCAAACCGGAACCAUCUUUGGUUACCAAACAAGACCUUGCAGAUAUCGAACAAAUGAAGCAAGAACGAUUGGAAAGUGCUGCUACUGAUGUUGUUGAAAUAGAUAUUAAAAAAUCUGCCAACAAGAUGAAUAGUUUCCUUAAGCAGAAGCAACCCGUCCAACAGAAAGAAACCGGCAAUGGAACAUUGCUAGAUGGACAUUCUAUUCUGCUGUGCAGAAAAGAAUCUAGUAUGGAACCGAAAGAAAAGUUCUUACCGCACAGAACAACCAAGUCAAAUGUGCAUGACCCAGAGAAAGAGAAGCUGCGGUUUCUAGGUCACUUGCAAAACUGGGAAAAUACUUCUGCAACCCCUCCGGCAAUCGCGCACUCACCGGCCAAGGUUCUCAGUCUUGAGGAGUCAAUUAAGCUGCAAGAGGAAAAAAAUAUUCUACUACAAAAGGCUCAAGAGCAGUAUGCAGAGGAACGACUGCAACGACGGCAGAAAAUCAAAGCGACAGUUAGAUCCACCAUAACGAAUGACGUUAUGCCGGGUUCGAGUCAAUUCACCACCUACCGCGACGUUUGGGAAAGUGAAGAAGAAUCGAAUGAAGAUGACGACGAAGGUAAUGGCGACUUUACGUUAGAUACGGAAGACAACUAAUAUUUUUCUGUGGUUACAAUAAAUCAGAUAAAAAACGCGAUUGCAUUCUACGGACAUAGUCUUUGGAGUGCAAAAUUUAUAGUAUUGUGUUUCUAGU